CUCACUGGGAUAUCUCAUGAAUAAGCAAAGUGUAUGCCACUAAUCUUUAAAGCAUAUCUGUGAGAUCAGUCCACUAUUGUGUUUGGUUCAAACAACACUAAGAGAAGCUCGCGACGCAGCUUACUGCAUCUAACUACAUUGAACCCAACUUGAAGAGCCAAGAGAAACAAUGCUACGCAGCUCUCGGAAGGACGAGAGUAGGACCCUGGCCCUACUCGCGCAUUUAAUCACUAUCCUCACUGUGGCGGCCUCCCAAUCCUCGCCCGCCACUCGCCCGACGGCCGUCCCUCUCCCCUCCGUGCCCUCCGUUGCCUUCAGCGAUCUUCCGCCAUUUUCCUCCGCAAGCCCUGAGGACGUAACGGCAGUGGAGGCCACCGCUUCUGCGACCCCGCCCUCGCUGGAGUGCAUCUCGGCGGACGACAAAGAGUUCAAGUUCGUCCUGUCCACGCACAGGAACAGCACUGGCCACUGGUUGGCGGAUCCCCCGCCCAAGCGCGUGCCCAGAGGGAAGGGCUACCGCUACUACCCGGGCUACGGCUUCUACAAGCGCCACCAGGUCCUCAAGUCGUGGUACGAGGCGCGCGCCAUUUGCGAGGCCGAAGGCACCGACCUCGUCGUCAUCAACUCGGAGGACGAGGCGAAGCUGAUGCUGGAGCUGUCCGCGCCGCUCAUCUUCCUGAAACCGGGGGCGGAGUGGAACAUCGAGGCGUAUGUGGGCGCCUACGACUUCCACGCAGAGAACGAGUUCUUCACUGUGCAAGGAAUAGCUUUGAACGAGACAGGGUACGUAAAAUGGUCUCCUGGUGAACCUAACAACCACAGAGAUGAAGAUUGCGUGACUCUGAGAAGAAACGCUAUGUUUAAUGAUGUGAGUUGCAAUCACCCCUUGCAAUUCAUCUGUGAACUGUCUGAAUAAAUAUAAAAAUUCAUCAAAUGUAACGAUCAAUAAACAUUUUUAUUGCAUUUUGAAUUAUUUUUCUGUGUAAUAUAGUUUAAAACGUGAAAUGAUACUAUGAAGUGUAUUACUUUAUUGAUCUUAUUCAUUCAAUAGCAAAAUUAAAAUAUUAUUUUAUUUGUGAUACAUUUGGUAGUGUUUACAUUUGAACUUUUCAGAAUAUAAAAUAUCAAAAAUUAUGUCAAUGAAGACAUAAAUAGACACUCAAUACGAUAAAGCUAAUUAUCCAAACUCAUAAAAGGGCAUUCGCUUAUAAUACAUUUCCACUACUGAGAAGAAUAACUUGGGUUUGAUUUUAAACUACUUUUGUGUUUGUAUUUGGUUAUUUUAAUAAUAACAAUAGCUUGCUACAAUUUCA
Messenger RNA from Gryllus bimaculatus (two-spotted cricket), 1313 nucleotides. Lineage: Eukaryota; Metazoa; Arthropoda; Insecta; Orthoptera; Gryllidae. The record is from the annotation of a GenBank genome assembly.